This is a messenger RNA of Colletotrichum navitas, 567 nucleotides long. RefSeq lists its product as uncharacterized. The record is from RefSeq and is a predicted model, not a curated record. NCBI's taxonomy places the organism in Eukaryota, Fungi, Ascomycota, Sordariomycetes, Glomerellales, Glomerellaceae. The transcript has a single exon. The coding region runs from base 1 to 567 and encodes 188 amino acids.
AUGGCUACGGUUAUCGCCGUGUGUCUCGUUGCCGUCUACUGCUUCCGCUUUCACUUUGGCCCAAGCGGCGAUGAAAAGGUCUCUUACCCGCCACCGCCUCCUCCUCCUCCCCGACACCCUCUAGCAAGCACGUCGACGACGGUCCGUAUCUGCGCCGCCAUCCACGCCCUCCGAGCCCUGGAGCCGAAUAAGCCGUCCAACGCGCCGAUGCCAUUCCAGCUGCUGGAGCUCGACCCGCUGGCGCCGCCUUUCUACCCGCCCAGAGACUCGGCACGUCCUGGCACACGCUAUUAUGACGCUGUACUACGCGAGGUUAUAGAGGCCGGAAAGCGCGUCCGCACUACUGCUGCUGCUGCUGCUACCGCCAACCAAGACCAAGAUCCUGAGACACGUGCGGAGAGGACGAUGCGCGCCGCCUGGUUUGUCAUCGACAUGCUUCUAGACGACGAGGCACGGUGUGCUUUCCUUGACGAUGUGCAGCCUCACCUGCGGUCUUGGUCAGUUGCCACUGAGAGGAUAGAGAGGCUGUGCGGCGAGGUGUGGGAGCGUAGACAAUGGACGCUGUGA